This is a messenger RNA of Aspergillus nidulans FGSC A4, 303 nucleotides long. RefSeq names its product ankyrin repeat domain-containing protein. The transcript is spliced from 4 exons. NCBI's taxonomy places the organism in Eukaryota, Fungi, Ascomycota, Eurotiomycetes, Eurotiales, Aspergillaceae. Bases 1 to 303 code for a protein of 100 amino acids. The record is from RefSeq and is a predicted model, not a curated record.
AUGGGAAAUCUGUAUGCAGGCUACUCAAGAUGCUGUAAACUUGAUUACGCGUGGAAAGAGAAGCAGGAUACACAUCUUCGGAUGGCCCUGGUCCGGGCCGCUAAAAACAGACGCGAGGGUCUUGUUAGAGUUCUCCUUAGGAAUGGUGCUGAAGGGUAUGGGAAGGAUCGGGAUGGUAGGACAGCACUAUGGGAGGGGGCGUCAAACGGCCAUGGGAAUAUCAUCAAGCUGCUGCUUGAGAACAGGCUGAAGUUGAGUCAAAGAGUAAUGAUGGCCGGGCACUACUAUCAGUGGCAGAAUUAA